Guillardia theta CCMP2712 is the source of this 780-nucleotide messenger RNA. RefSeq lists its product as hypothetical. The record is from RefSeq and is a predicted model, not a curated record. The transcript has a single exon. Bases 1 to 780 code for a protein of 259 amino acids. NCBI's taxonomy places the organism in Eukaryota, Cryptophyceae, Pyrenomonadales, Geminigeraceae.
AUGCUCUCCCUGCUUUCUGCACGCCCUGCCUUGGAUCUUGUCCUCGCCUCUCCUUCCCGCUUCUCCUCCUCCUCCUCCUCCCUCCUGUCCGAGCUGGACUCAGCCUGGGAUGCAGCCCUCCGGUCACCCUCCUGGUACGACCCUGCCCUCACCUCGCGCCGCCUUCACCCAGCUGCCCCGAUGCCUCGCCUCGAGUCCCUGCCCGACGCCCACGUGGUGACCAUGGACACGCCCGGGGUGGCGGCGAGGGACCUGGCGCUGACGCUCGUAGGCGACCGGACGCUGGAGCUCGUCGUGUCGGCCGGGUCUCCGGCUGCCUCCGACCGAGACGACACUGAGGGCUCCCCCCGCAGCUCCUCCUCCGUCCUCCUCCGCCAGCGCAUCGCCCUCCCCUCCGACGCCGACCCCCGCAAGAUCCGCUCCGAGUACUCUGACGGCCGCCUCCGGGUCGAGAUAGCCCGACGCUCUACCGCCGCACACCACCGCCACAUCACUCAGGUCCGCGACGACGACGAGGAGGACGAGGAGCUUGUUGGGCUCGAGGCCUCGUACGCGAGCAAGCGAGCGCGGCUAGGAGAGCUGACGGAGGAGCUGCGCCGUGAGCGGCGAGAGCUGGCCGGCCUUGAGUCUGAGCUCCGGGCCGCGAGGCAGGAGGCCCGCCGGAAGCGAUCGAGCCGCCGCACUCUCAUCGCGAUCGAGAGGCCGGCGGGGGAGGAGCGCAAGCGCGAAGAGGCGGGAGAGAGCGAGGAGGGGAAGGAUAGACGGGCAGGAGUAGAGUAG